Esox lucius (northern pike) is the source of this 4585-nucleotide messenger RNA. It is a transcript of the gene cep162, whose product is annotated as centrosomal protein 162. The record is from RefSeq and is a predicted model, not a curated record. Gene Ontology annotation, biological process: cilium assembly. The transcript is spliced from 27 exons. Bases 178 to 4218 code for a protein of 1346 amino acids. NCBI's taxonomy places the organism in Eukaryota, Metazoa, Chordata, Actinopteri, Esociformes, Esocidae. Gene Ontology annotation, cellular component: centriole; axonemal microtubule; centrosome.
ACGGUCCCAAACUACGUUUCCAACCGGUGACAACUAUGAAAACAAUGUUAAAGUUACGUAGUUUGGCAAAUGCAAUAGAUUGAGCACUCCCAGGAUUUUAGAGUUACAAAUGUGUCUCAUGGAUUUCAUUAUUUAAGUGAAAUGCUUCGGUACUGCUAGGACGCUUUGGGUGGAACAAUGGCACAUCAUCCGACGAAUGAUGAGCUUGAUGAACAAUUUGAGCUGUUUAUGAAAGAGUCUGUAUCAGAUGACUCAGUGGAUUUGGGUGGCAGUGUUAAGUGCUCUGGUGUUCUGGACAGCAUGGGCAGAGCCCCUCAUAAAACAACAGGAAAGAAGACCUCAGCUGUCUCUGUUUUGUGGUGGCAGAAGGAGAGCGAGGAGGACAGUGAGGAAACACCUGGCAAAGCAGCAGCUGUCAAAUGCAGGUUUAUUAAACUCAAAAAGCCCCAGCAGGCAGUGGCAGACAGUCAGGAGGAAGCGGUUGGUUCUGUGGAAGCAGCCACAAAACCAGUCCCUAAGCCUCGGCGCAAAACUCUGGAUAGACUCACUCAGCUGGACAAUAUGCAUAGAGCCGAUUUGAAAGUCUCUUCUAGAGUUGCCACGGCAGUGGAACAGAAGAUCUCAGAUUAUUACUCCCCCUCUGUACAGCAGAGGAUCUCUGCCACAAUUGAAAGCACCCACAAAGUGAAAGAGAGCUGUCCCGUAGGGAGUGUCUCCGUCUGUGGCACACCAGUGGAGAGUCACAGCAUUGAUAGUGACUCACAGGAUCAUGGAGAUGGAAUUCUAAGAUCUGGACGGACCUUCCGUAAGUCUCUGAGAGGAUCCCAGUCUAUUCAGGAGGAGGAAGAAGAAGGACAGCAGCCUCAGGAAGGAGAGAGAGGCUCUGCACCCCCCACCUCUGAACCUGUCAUUUUCAGCAGAGACAGUCUGGAGUCUGAGGAUUCUGUAAUGGCAUCAGGACAAGGUCAGUCCAUAGCCAUGGGUCUAGGUCUGGGUAUGGAUACUCUGGAGGAAGAGUUGGAGAAGGCCAGCUUUUUUGGCCACCUGGAAGGAGGUGCGUCCUCCACCAUAGACUACUCCAGACUGAACAGAGACCUGGAUUCUUCCACCACCACAAUCACCCCUGGGAAAGCAGAGGUGGCUAUGGUGGGGAUUGAUCAAAGAAAGUGCAUAGCUAUGGAGUCCAGACUAUCCCCAGCCUCCCCGUACUACAGUGAGGAUGAGGACUUUGAAGAGGAGGGAAGUGGCAAGGAGGUUAUUGAGGAGAAGCCUGAAAGGCCUGCCAUGCUUGCCAAAGUCUCUCUCCAUGAUUCUUUGGACUCAGCCAGUGAUCUCCUUCCCCUUGGAGUGGACAGUGACCUUGAGGAGGAACUGGGUAGGAACAAGAGGGCAGAGCGAGUAUUACCAGACCAGUCAUAUGGCCAGAGUGGGGUUAGCGACAUGGAGGCUCUACCAGAUGCCUACAGGCAAAUCAGCGGCUCUUUAGAGGACUCAGAUCACCAUCACCACUCUGUAUCACCAUUCAGGAGGGAGAGAAGUUCGAGCAGCAGUCCUGGCCAUGUCUCUCCCACUGUACUAGAGCUCUGCAAAGAAAAACCCCUACCACCAGUCUCCACUAUAGAAGACUAUGGUGAACUAAGAGUGAGCAGUGAUCUCGUGGCAGGGGUCCAGUCUCCUGCUGCCUGCCUCCAGCAACAACAUCAGAUGGACAGCCAUGAUGGUCACCAGAAUACCAGUCACACUGUCUUUCUGAAAAGCAAAUAUCAACAUGACACCAGCCAAACUCAGGAGACUCAGCAACCAUUAGAGAAGACAGUUGAGAACAUGGCUGGUGAGGCAAGCCCCCUAGAGUCCAGACAGAGACUGCAGCUAGAUCAGAAAGAGAACGAGCUUCACACCAGAGAAGAGCUACCUCUGCAACACAACACAGAGCUUAGCUCACUGAGGCAGGAGAACUACCUCCUUCAGAGCAAGCUACACAUUGCAGAGGAGGCCAAGAAUAAGUGCCGGUGGCAUCUGGGUCUGUGCAACUCCUUGGACCCCCUCACUGAAAAGAAACUCCAAGAAAUACAGAAAGAAGUGAAGCAACAGGAGACCCUCAUCCGGGGAUACCAACAGGAAAAUGAGAAGCUGUAUCUGCAGAUGAAGGCUCUUCAGGCACAGAGUAAACUCAAUGAAGAAGCCAUGUUCACAGAGAACCAGAGGCUAGUGAAUGAACUGACCUCUACCAAGGAACAGUUGAGCAAAAGUACUUUGCCAAGAACUGUGCAAAAUAUAGGCUGUGUGGACCAUAUUCAACGCAUCACAGAGCUACAACGUCAAAUGGAGGCAGCACAGAGAACUGAUGAGAGACUGAUACAGGAGAACCAAAGGCUUAAACAGGAGAAACAGGCUCUGGAGGUGGACCUUCAGAUGAUGAGGAAAGACCGAGAUCUAGCCAAAGCACAUGUUGUCAACUCUUCAGGGGACAGGAGUUUUGAGCUGCAGAUUGUGGAGGACAGGUAUAAGGAGGAGGUGUGUUCUCUGAAGAAGAAGCUCCAGUGGUACGCUGAGAACCAGGAGCUACUAGACCGAGAUGCUGCUAGAAUGAGAACUGCCACCGCUGAGAUACACAAACUCACAGAGCAGGUGGAGAAGCUGAAAAUGGAGGUUGGGAAGAAAGACAAUGAGAGCAAGUUAAAGCAGAGAACACGAGAGGCUAAGAGGAUACAGGAUCUCGAACGGCAGGUGAAGGAGAUGGAGGAGAUACUGAAACGUAGGAACCCUAACUCACUAACAGCACUGAUCUAUGCUGCAGCCAACUCGCCUGCGUUGGAUGAAGGGCCCUCUCAGACCACAGUCCUUUUGGAGCGGCGAAUCCGAAAGCUGGAGGCAGAACUUGAGAGCCAUAAUGAUGAGGCGAAGCGUAGCCUCCGAGCCAUGGAACAGCAGUACCAGCGGAUUAAGCUCCAGUAUGAACAGCAGAUCAGUGAUCUGGAACAGCAGUUGGCACAGAAACAUCAGGACCAGGAUCUGGCUCAGUCUGCUGGGGUCUGGGAGGCCCAGGUCCACUCCCUGCAGGAUGAACUCGAGCAGCUUAAGGAGACUUUUCAGAGCAGAGAAAAUAUUCUACAGGAAAAGGUCCACUCCCUACAGGUGAAGCUCGCACAACAGUCCAAACCCAAGCCAGAAAAAGCCCCCCAGCACAGUCCAUCCCGCCACCAGCAGCAAGCAGAAACAGCCCUGGGUGUUCGGAUAGAGAGACUCAACCAGGAGUUGUCAGCUAAGACUCGUACCAUCCAGGAGCUGAGCCGCACCGUAGAGAGACUCCAGAGGGAAAGGAGGAACAUGCCGCCUGGCCCUAGUCUUAGACUAGUGGCCAAACAGAAGCUGGUUGUACCAAAAGGACCUGUGUUUGCCCCAGGGGAGAGGGAGGGCACAGUGGGAGAAGGAGGAGAGACAGCGGCCUUCCCUCCGACCCAUGAUGAGAAGGACUACCAGCCCAAAGUAUUCACUGGAAGCCACAUUUCAGAGGUGCUGCUAGAGAAUGAGCGGUUAAGGCUGCGUCUGGAGCAGCUAGAGCACAAGUGGGAUGAGGAGAGGGUUGCACUGCAGGCAGCAACAGCACAGGCCCAGGUUGAGUUACACAGGUUCCAGGAGUGGUCAGCAGAGCAACUGUCUUCCCUCAAGGCUGACCACCAGAGGGAGGUAGAGCGCCUGUUAACCCAAAUAUCUGUCACCCACUCGUCUUCUAAAGUGGCAGAACUCACCAAUCAGGUGAUCUCACAGGAGGUCAUGGUGCAGCACUUCCGUGACCAGGUUAAAGAACUACAGACUACCAAGGAUGCUCUGGCUGUGUCUAAGCUUCGGGAGGACACCCUACAGAGCCAGCUGACCAGGCUGUUGGAGGAACUGAAGCAGGCGAAGGAGUGCCAUAGCCCAGAGCUCAGACACUUCACUAGCCUUGAGAGAAAGAUCCACAACCUGGAGCUACGACAUGCUCGAAGGGAAAAGGAGUUGCAGCAGGUGAUAAGUCAGACUCGGCUGGUGCUGGAGACUGAGCACCAGUCAGAGUUGGAGCGCUGGAGGAGCCUUGCUCAGGGGAAGACCCGGGAACUGGAGGUGUUCCGUCUGGAACUAGACUCUAUCCUGGACGUUCUCAGAGAACUACAGAGACAGGGAGUAGUCAUCCCUCCUCCAGACCAAGGUUCAUCUUUACCCUUCACCUGGAGGACCUGAUACAUGUGAUGCGGGGUCUUUCUCAUUUGCUUACAAAUCUGUGAUAUUGUCUGGUCUGAAAUAAUUUAUCAUGAGAAAGCCAGCCUAAUGACAAGCUUCCACGCAAGUAUUUUCCAGUAUGUGCAGAUAUAGGGGAAGACGAAAUGAAGAGGAUGGAUUUGUAAGCACUUAAAAACCCACACAUCUUUUAGAAGAAUCUGUCAUUGUGCUCUAGAUUUAUAUUUUCUUAAUUUUAUUUAUUGGGAUUUAUUUUGUAACUCAAUGUAUUUCAGAAAAGUGAAUACCAUUUUAUUGUUUGUUUGACAAGAACAUAGAUGAGAUCUCAUCUUUCUGAAUAAACACUAAAGCCUUACACUGACAUUUUGAA